Colletotrichum navitas is the source of this 927-nucleotide messenger RNA. RefSeq lists its product as uncharacterized. The annotation marks the transcript as partial. Gene Ontology annotation, biological process: secondary metabolite biosynthetic process; amino acid activation for nonribosomal peptide biosynthetic process. Gene Ontology annotation, molecular function: phosphopantetheine binding. NCBI's taxonomy places the organism in Eukaryota, Fungi, Ascomycota, Sordariomycetes, Glomerellales, Glomerellaceae. Gene Ontology annotation, cellular component: cytoplasm. The transcript has a single exon. The record is from RefSeq and is a predicted model, not a curated record.
GUCAUGGACAUUUACGGCCCGGCCGAGGUGGCCCUCUCGAGCGGCAGACCAGUUGCCGUCAGUAAGAGCGGCGCCAUCAUCCAGGACAUUGGCACUCCCGUUGGCUGCCGAUACUGGGUUGUCAACCCACAAGAUCACGAUGAGCUGGUCCCCGUGGGAACCACAGGCGAGCUCCUCAUCGAAGGACCCAUCGUCGCCCGCGGCUACGUGAACAGCCCCCAGGCGAUGGCUGCUUCCUUCAUUGACGCGCCUGCGUGGACUCGACAUCCCGAGCUUUCGCAUAUGGGACUUGGCCAGCAUCGCUUCUACAAGACGGGAGAUCUCGUCACGCAGAAAGCAAGUGACUCCUUUGUCUACGAGGGCCGAAAGGAUACCCAGGUCAAGAUCAGAGGUCAGAGAAUCGAGAUGGGCGAGAUCGAAUAUCAUCUCAACCGACAGACGAAGGGAGACACGAAAUGGAUCGUCGACGUCUUUCUUGAAGGCGCAGGCCAGGAGAAAACUCUGGCUGCAUUUUUUCAAGUGUCGAGAAAGGAUGCCGCAACCCUUCCAGCGUCAGAGCUCGGCGACAACGUCCUCUCAGCCAUGCCGAAUGCGGCAGAGGCAGCCGCAGCUGCCCUGCGACAAGUUCUGCCGUCGUACAUGGUUCCAGAGGUUUUCAUUCCUUUGCGGAAAUCUCCCGUAGUCGGGCCGAUGAAGACGGAUCGCAGAGCUCUGCGUGCGAUGGCGAGCGGCCUUUCUGCGUCCGAUAAAUUGUCUUACCGUCUUAACGGACGGCAACAGGACGUCGGUGGCCUUGCACAGCCGAACGCGACUUCUGACGGCGAACUGACAGAUCUCGAGUUGUUGCUGCAACGCACGUGGGCUGCUUUGCUCGGCGUUCCGCCUCAGUCGAUUGGGCCCCAAGAUGACUUCUUCGUCCUCGGAGGC